Molecule: messenger RNA, 1446 nt
Organism: Alternaria alternata
Lineage: Eukaryota; Fungi; Ascomycota; Dothideomycetes; Pleosporales; Pleosporaceae
Exons: 3
Coding region: 1-1446 (481 amino acids)
Source: RefSeq, a predicted model, not a curated record
AUGCCGUACAUCAUCUACGUGCCUGGCGUUCCCCAACCAUACAUCACCAACGAUCCGAGAAUCUACAUCGACUGUCUAAAACUACUCAAGUGGGAGUGCGAACCACGGCCAUUCCACGAUGCAUUCUGCAAGGAGCUCCGGGCAGAUGAGGAUGAGCAAUCCUUGGCUGACAGGCGUCGUGAUCAACUUGAGGCCUUCUGGGUUGAGGCACUUCAGCGGCAAACAAACCUGAGGGACGGAUCUGACCGCCCGGAUGAAAACACAGGCACAUUGAUUGAGAAUACAGUCGAAAGUUUGGCAGCGCAUGACUUGACCAAAACGUAUUGUCUGAUAUCAAGAAGCGUGGGGAAGAUGGUCGGAUGUGAUUGCUAUGGUACAACCAUUGGAUACCACCCAUGCCAUCACACUACUCCGAAAAUGCCUGGCCUCUCGAACACAGUCGACGAGCCGAGGCCAGGAAUAUACUGUAACAACUGUAAUGCUAUCAUUCGAAAACCAGAUGCUCCUGCGGUGCCAUCCAGUGAGAGGGUCGUUGUAGUUGAGGAAGGCCCGUAUACAGUAACGGCAACUGACGAUGCAACACCACCGCCUCUGAUAUCCCUCGAUGCAAACGACCCAUCUUCUGCCCCCGAUACUACUGCAAUCCCUUCUAUCACGCCAUCGCAUCCGACUGCGCAAGCAUGGAAGUCACCCAAGAACUUUACAGUUACAGUACCCAUUGUCGUUCAUUUGCCUGUCGAGGCAUUCUACCGCAACUUCCCGACAGAUGCAUCAGGAAGACGAAGAAGAAUAAUUACGACGAACUUGACCUACGAUGUGACAGUCGAGCUGCCAGAGACCCGAAUACCUUCAGAAGACAAUCCAUUACCAACGUCAUAUGCGCGACCCGUCAAUCCGUGGUCUUCCACUACCGGACAGUGUCGAUCGACGGUCAUUGAUGAACCCGAGUCUCUCCCACGCUCCAAAGCAGGCCAUUAUGAACACGCUCCGGAUGCUCCCCAGUCUUCCGAGCAGCCUGACAUGAACUUUCCUGGCACAGGCAUCGAUGAGAUGACGCCUUUGUCUGACAAACAGCUCGGCAUGAACGCUUCUGACAGAGCUGGAGACGGACGAGUUCUUCGCUCUGAUUCUGCGCAAAACACGCCGCAGCUGAUAAAGCGCCCUUCAGAGGAAGAAGUCAUUGGACACAACUGGAUCAAGUUUCAUGAUGAAGGACAGUCGCAUGUAUCGCUCAGUGACAACCCGCCCCAGAUGACGACAAUGCAGGAACGCCAUGCGCCGCGAGACUCGAGAUGGGUCGCUUUGCGAAACAAAUUGCGUGAUACUGGAGAACACAUUGGAGAGAAGCUUAAGGGAUCUGGGGAUUACGAAGGCAACAAGUUGAAAAAGGAAAACGACCCCAGGAAACAGGGAGAAGGCCGAGCGAGAAGGGCGUUUAAUUUCUAA